ACGAAAGGUCAAAACCGUAAAAGACAAUUUACUGUAUAACUUUUCCAAACGAACGCCGAAUAUUUUGGACUAAAGUUUCAUCCUAUGUUCACUGAUAGAAAAAAAAAAAAAAAAAUCCUAUAAAUUGUUUGGCUCCUGAAGUGAAGACUCAUUAGUCAUCACAUUCGUGAAAGUGAAACUCAGCGAGAGAGAGACAGAGAGAGAGAGAUGGGAGACACAGACACUCUGGCUGCUUUGAGGGCUUUAAUGGCGUCUCACUCUCCGCCUCUCGAUGCCUUAAUCGUCCCUUCCGAAGAUUACCAUCAGAGCGAGUAUGUAUCUGGGCGAGACAAGAGGCGUGAAUUCGUUUCUGGGUUCUCUGGAAGUGCUGGUCUGGCACUUGUAACGAUUAAUGAAGCGCGGCUUUGGACAGAUGGGCGCUAUUUUUUACAGGCAACUCAAGAACUUAGUGACCAGUGGACACUUAUGCGCAUGGGAGAAGAUCCUAAUGUCGACAUCUGGAUGGCAGAUAAUCUGCCUGAAAAUGCUGCCAUUGGUAUCGAUCCUUGGUGCAUAUCGAUAGACACAGCGCAAAAAUGGGAACGUGCCUUUGUCAAGAAAGGACAGCAGUUGGUACAGACGUCCACGAAUUUGGUAGAUGAGGCUUGGAAAGAUCGACCUCCUGUGGAGAUAAACCCUGUCAUUGUCCAUCCAUUGGAAUUUGCUGGUCGCUCUGUAGAAGAGAAGUUGAAGGAUCUAAGACAGAAGCUUAUACAGGAAAAAGCUCGUGGUAUAAUCUUCACAGCACUUGAUGAGGUUGCUUGGCUAUAUAAUAUUCGUGGGAGUGAUGUGUCCUACUGUCCAGUAGUCCAUGCAUACGCAAUAGUGACAUCAGAUUCGGCUUUCAUUUAUGUGGACAAGAGGAGGGUUUCUUCCGAGGUAACUCGUCACUUGGAGGAGAAUGGCAUUGAAGUUCGGGAGUACAGCGCAGUGGGCUCAGAUGUCAGCUUGCUUGCAUCUGAUCAGCUCAAACCUGGUGAGGCCAAGAUUGUGGGAAAUGGUAGUUAUGAAGAAGAAGAUAACAAUUACGAGCUUGUAUGGGCUGACCCUGGUUCAUGCUGCUACGCUCUGUAUACAAAACUGAACUCUGAAAAAGUCCUUUUGCAACAAUCACCUUUGGCCCUUGCAAAAGCUUUAAAGAACCCAAUCGAGUUGGAUGGACUAAAGAACGCACAUAUUCGGGAUGGUGCAGCUGUUGUGCAAUAUCUUGUCUGGUUGGAUAAGCAGAUGCAGGAGAUAUACGGUGCUUCUGGUUACUUUUUGGAGGGGGAGAGAGCAAAUAAGAAAAAGAGAUUGGAAUCAACAAAGCUAACAGAAGUGACUGUGAGUGAUAAACUGGAAAGUUUUCGAGCCUCGAAAGAGCAUUUUAGAGGCUUAAGUUUUCCUACUAUUUCUUCCGUUGGUCCAAAUGCUGCGAUCAUCCAUUAUGGGCCACGUGCAGAAACUUGUGCUGAACUCGACCCAGAUAGCAUCUAUCUUUUUGAUUCAGGAGCACAGUACUUGGAUGGAACAACUGACAUAACAAGGACAGUUCAUUUUGGAAAACCAUCAGCGCAUGAAAAAGCUUGCUACACAGCUGUCCUCAAAGGUCAUAUAGCACUUGGGAAUGCUCGGUUUCCUAAUGGAACUAAUGGUCAUGCCCUUGACAUUCUUGCACGAGUUCCAUUGUGGAAGAAUGGUCUUGAUUAUCGACAUGGUACUGGCCAUGGAAUUGGAUCUUACCUAAAUGUUCAUGAAGGACCGCAUUUGAUUAGUUUUAGACCACAAGCUCGAAAUGUGCCACUUCAAGCCACCAUGACUGUAACAGAUGAACCUGGUUACUACGAGGAUGGGAAAUUCGGUAUAAGGUUGGAGAAUGUGCUUAUAGUCAAGGAAGCUGACACAAGAUUCAAUUUUGGUGACAAAGGUUACUUAUCAUUUGAGCAUAUAACCUGGGCUCCAUAUCAAAGAAAGCUGAUAGACUUGAGCCUGUUAUCACCUGAAGAGUUGGAUUGGCUGAAUUCCUACCAUUCAAAGUGUAAGGAUAUUCUAGCUCCGUACCUGGACGAAUCCGAGAAGGCAUGGCUUAAGAAAGCCACUGAGCCGAUUACCGCAAGAACUUGGAUGCUUUUUCAAAUCAUCGACGUCAAAAAUCUUGUUUCAAAUAGAAAAUUAUUGACAAAUAUUGCUUCACAACGACAAGAACCAUGGAUAUAGAGCGAUUAAGGUGUGAAUGUGUGACAGAGAGUGAGGAGGUAAAAAGAAAAGGAUGCAGAAAAGAAACAAUAAGGGGUGGGAGUUUUUAUUUUUUUUUAUUUUUU
Messenger RNA from Morus notabilis, 2339 nucleotides. RefSeq names its product probable Xaa-Pro aminopeptidase P. The transcript has 18 exons. Lineage: Eukaryota; Viridiplantae; Streptophyta; Magnoliopsida; Rosales; Moraceae. The record is from RefSeq and is a predicted model, not a curated record. Gene Ontology annotation, molecular function: metalloaminopeptidase activity. The coding region runs from base 208 to 2235 and encodes 675 amino acids.